UUUUAUUUUAAGUCAAAAUCCCGAGUGCCUUUCGAAAUGAAUCACCUAAAACCGCUGCUUGCGAUGCUAGUCCUGCUAGUUACAUUUGAAAGAAGUACAGCAAUUUGGUGCUACCGCUGCACGUCGGCCACACCCGGUUGCGGGGACAACUUCAACUGGCGAGGAAUCGGCUACCUGGGUGAUGCCUGUCCAGAGGAUGACGACAUCUGCGUUAAGGUGAUCGAACGGAAAGGCGUGACGGAAACCGUAACUCGAGAGUGCCUUAGUGCUCUGCAGGGCUUCCGCACGGACAUACCGGCCGAUAAGUACGAGGGAUGUCGCCCGGCGGCAAAGGACGAACAGCUGGCACAUUAUGUGAACAACUCUAUCAAGGAGUUGGAUGUCAAGAGGGAUCACUUCCCGCAGACGACAUUCUGUUUUUGCUUCCUGGACCAUCGAUGCAACGGGGCACCACGGGGAGUGAGUGGAGUUUCGUGGAAGGUGGCACUGGGAGCGGUGGCAGUGGCCGGAAUCUUGCGAAGGUUUUAAGCUGUAACGCCGAGCUGUCCCAUGAUUCACAUGACAGCCUAAGUGAAUUAGGAAAUCAUUCCGUCCAUUUUAUUCAACUAACGAAAAAAAGUAUUGAAUCGCUUUUAGAAUCUCCGAGUUUUAUGACAAAUCGAGUAUGUAAGUAUAAUUUUUAAAUCUGUUCUUUUGAUGGAAAUUUAUGGUUACACUCAGCAGUCCAUACCGUUAAGUGAAUAUUAAGCAGUAAAGUGUCUUAUUUUGAUAAUAUGCCGCGCUUGAUGACUUGCUUCGAAAUUCC
Molecule: messenger RNA, 805 nt
Organism: Ochlerotatus camptorhynchus
Lineage: Eukaryota; Metazoa; Arthropoda; Insecta; Diptera; Culicidae
Product: UPAR/Ly6 domain-containing protein crim-like
Exons: 3
Coding region: 37-528 (163 amino acids)
Biological process (GO): sleep; regulation of synaptic transmission, cholinergic; positive regulation of voltage-gated potassium channel activity
Source: RefSeq, a predicted model, not a curated record